Acanthamoeba castellanii str. Neff is the source of this 876-nucleotide messenger RNA. RefSeq lists its product as uncharacterized. NCBI's taxonomy places the organism in Eukaryota, Discosea, Longamoebia, Acanthamoebidae. The transcript has a single exon. The record is from RefSeq and is a predicted model, not a curated record. The coding region runs from base 1 to 876 and encodes 291 amino acids.
AUGAACAACAAAACGACAUCAACCCGUGAUCUACACGAGAGUGGUGUUUCCACCGAGUGGCGAGAUUCGUCGACCUCAGUGUGCACCACCUUCUCCGAUUCUUCGCUACCGUUGCAACUCGCCGAUAAAUCGGUUCAUCAUCUGGCGUUCGACUCUCUCUGCUUCUCCAGCGAAGAUGACGCGGCGAUGGCAGUCCUUCUCGCCACCACUACGACUUCGACAUUCGCUCCCGUUCCCUCCACUUUCUCUCCCUUAUCUCUCUCUUCAUCUCCAUCUCCAUCUCCAUCUCCAUCUCUCGGUUUCUGUGAUCCCUCUCUCCUCUACUCUCCUUCCUCACGUCGCCAACCACCUGCAUCCGCCUCAGCCAAGUUCUGCCUUUCCACCUCCACUACAACUUCUACUUCCAUUCUUCCCAACUCUGCCCCCGGCCCGUGGUGGCAUCGCGCGCUAUGCGUGCUCUGGAUAGGGGCCAAGAUGUGCGUCAUGUUCGCGCUCAUGGCCGUGCUAUGGGUCGUACUGGCGCUGCCCACCAUCGACCAGCAGUUGUGCGCCCUCUUCUGCUUCCUCUGCCAGCACUGCCCGCUGUCUGCCCACAAGGAGGCGCUCAGCCGACGGCGAGCAGCAACCCACCACCGCCGCCAGGCCAGCGUGUUACAGAUCCGCGAAGACGACGACACGAGCGACGGAGAGGGCGAAGGAGAGACGGCGACGAAGCCACGGCUCAGCGGCAGCCAGGAGCUCAAGAAGUCGGAGGAGGGCGAAAGCAUCAAGGAGGAGGCAGUGGACCAACAACCGGAAGACGAAGGAGCCGCUUCGAGCGUCGAGACGGCGAAACCGAAGACUAAGCCCAAGAGGAGGGUGCGCUUCUCGGACUGA